AUGCCUAUCCCAGAACAUGACAGCCGAAUCCGUCUCUUGGCGACGGCCUAUGUAGACUAUUCCCAUGCUGAUCUCGACGCAGCAAAGACUUUUCUCCAAGACUUUGGCAUGACAAUUGUCGAGGAUCGCGGCGAUCGAGUUUACUUUGCCGGCUACGGGACCGAGCCAUACAUCUACGUUGCCCGCAAGGCCGAAAAGAGUGCAUUCGGCGGUGCCGCAUACGAGGUCGAGUCACGAAGGGAGCUUGAAAGAGCCACUGAGAUCCCCUCCGCUUCCCCGAUCUCCAAGCUCGAUGGUCCCGGCGGAGGCGAGAUAGUCACCCUCACGGACCCCAUGGGACACAAGGUCCACCUUGUUGCUGGCCAAGUCAAGAAGGAGGCGGUCCCUGUGAAUCUCGAGAAACUAACCGUCAACUACGAAGACGAUAAGCCACGCAAAGGCAGGUUCCAGAGAUUUGAACCCGGCCCGGCGCCUGUGCACCGAUGGGGCCACUACGGGGUCACAUACACUCCGGGGAAAUACCAGGAGACCUUCAACUGGUACACCAAGUACCUUGCCCUGGCCGUUUCGGAUGUGGUGUACAAGGACGACCAGCCAAUCACUUGCUUCUUCCAUAUCGACCGGGGCCUAGAGUUCACCGAUCACCAUGCCUUCUUCUUCAAGCCAGCCAAGCCUGGACAGGAGCUGAACGUGGCCCACGCUGCAUUUGAGGUCCACGACUUUGAUAUACAGCAGCUUGGGCACCAGCACCUGAAGGGGAAGGGCUACCAGCUCUGCUGGGGAGUUGGCAGACACGUCCUAGGAAGCCAAAUCUUUGACUACUGGUUCGACCCUAGCAAAUUCGUUCUUGAACACUACGCCGACGGUGACCUUGUCAACUCGGAGACAAAGAUUGCCAAAGUGCCUGCAGGCCCUGAUGCCUUGUCUGUGUGGGGUCCGCCUGUUCCACAAGUGUUUUGA
Molecule: messenger RNA, 960 nt
Organism: Fusarium keratoplasticum
Lineage: Eukaryota; Fungi; Ascomycota; Sordariomycetes; Hypocreales; Nectriaceae
Product: Trihydroxytoluene oxygenase
Exons: 3
Coding region: 1-960 (319 amino acids)
Source: RefSeq, a predicted model, not a curated record